Molecule: messenger RNA, 5563 nt
Organism: Drosophila sulfurigaster albostrigata
Lineage: Eukaryota; Metazoa; Arthropoda; Insecta; Diptera; Drosophilidae
Gene: kirre
Product: irregular chiasm C-roughest protein
Exons: 6
Coding region: 1145-4048 (967 amino acids)
Biological process (GO): cell-cell adhesion
Cellular component (GO): cell-cell junction
Molecular function (GO): cell adhesion molecule binding
Source: RefSeq, a predicted model, not a curated record
GCCGUGUUAGCAAACAGUCGUCGCCCCCCACAAGAAAUCCACAAGAAAGCGAGGCCCAAAACACCAAAAACCGUUUUUGGCCACUGCGAUUGCGAUUGCGAUUACGAUUACGAUUGUGAGGCGAACAACGACAACAACAACAACAACGACGACGACGACGACGACGGCAACGACUAUAACUUUUUUGUUGUUUUUUGACUACUACUCAAAAAAGAAAAACAAACGGGAGUGCAGAACGUAAACGGAGGCGUCUCAGACAAUUCGACAACAGUUACUACCCCCCGCUCCCCUCCGGUUGACUGCUGCCUGUCUCCCCACCAAAACAAAAUACAUGAUUAAUCGCCAGUUAUAAAGAUCCUAUAAACAAAAGCAAACAACAACUCGCUUUUUUCGUUCUUUUUUUUUUGCAAGUGUUUUGUUUUCCUGCUUGUUGUCGUAGGUUCAACAACGGCAACAACAACAACCCAACAACAACAACAACAACAUCGCAAUCACAUAUCAUAUCAAGAAAAGCAAAGGAUUUGGUUCCAAGUGAAUUUCGUGUCAAUUUGCAAAGCAAAGCAAAAAUUCUUAAGAAAAUUGCUAGACAAAUCUGCUAUAUAUAUAUCCAUAUCCAUAUAUAUAGAUGAUUAUAUUUUUUUGUUCUUGUGUGUGCGCGUUUAAGUGCUAAACCAAUAUACAAAAAGAGAGUGUGCGGUGCUGUGUGUGUGUGUGUGUAUGUGUUCGUGCGGUAUCAGUGUAUGCGUGCAGCUUCCUGUGCAACCGGUCCAAGGCUCAGGCGACAAGUAACAAGCAAGCUCUGCACCUGCAGAAGAAAUAUAAGAAAAAUAUUGCUUAAAGAAAAACCCGUUUUGUUGUUAUUUCUUUUUUUUUGUUGUAUUUCGGGAAGCUGCUAAACUCGAACAAGCAACAAAGCAACAACAACAACUCCAAGCUGAGCCACAGGCAGCCCAAGGCCGCCCAACAACAACUGCAACUGCAACAGCAACAGCACCAACAACAACAACAACAACAACAAGCGGAAAAUUGUGUUGUUGUUGUGCGCUUUUCCUUCAACGGUGCUGCUGCUGAUUUUUCUUCAGCCUCAACUGUGGACAUUUCCUUUAUGCACGAAUAAAGGCGACUUGCAACGCGCCUAAUCACGAUGUUGCCAUAUCGUCAGCCCCUGCUGACUCUGCUCCUGCUUGCCACGCUGCUCGUCCUGCCAAAUGCCACGCUGGCCAAGUCAAAGAAGGGCAACAAAUCGAACCAGAACUCACACUACAGCGACUCCUCCUCCUCCUCGAGUGGCAGCAGCAACAGCAACAACAAUGCGGGCAACAGCGACGAAACGACAAAAAUCAAAGGACACGGCGAUGGAGGCCAACACUUUGCCAUGGAGCCACAGGAUCAGACCGCUGUCGUCGGCUCACGCGUCACGCUGCCGUGUCGCGUCAUGCAAAAGGUCGGUGCACUGCAAUGGACCAAGGAUGACUUUGGCCUCGGCCAACAUCGCAAUCUCAGCGGCUUCGAGCGCUACUCGAUGGUGGGCAGCGAUGAGGAGGGCGAUUUCUCGCUCGACAUUUAUCCGCUGAUGCUCGACGACGAUGCCAAAUACCAAUGCCAGGUGGGACCCGGGCCACAGGGUGAGCAGGGCAUACGAUCGCGAUUCGCCAAUCUGACGGUCCUUGUGCCACCCGAGGCGCCAAAGAUACUACAGGGUGACUAUCUGGUGACCACCGAGGAUCGUGAAAUUGAACUCGAAUGCGUGUCGGUGGGCGGCAAACCAGCUGCGGAAAUCACCUGGAUCGAUGGCCUGGGCAAUGUCCUCACCGCCGAGAGUUUCUUUGAACCGCUCGCCGAUUCCAGACGCGUCACCACCAAAUCCGUCCUCAAGCUGGCGCCCAAAAAGAAAUAUCACAAUACGACAAUCACGUGUCAGGCGCAAAACACCGCCGAUCGCACAUAUCGCUCAGCCAAGGUGCUGCUUGAGGUGAAGUAUGCGCCCAAGGUGUCCGUUUCAGUGGUGGGCGGUGCUCUCGCCGAGGGACGCAUCCUGGAGGGCUCUGAGGUCAUUCUCGGCUGCCAGGCGGAUGCGAAUCCGCACGAGGUCAACUAUCGCUGGUUCAUCAAUGACGAGCUCAUGACUGGUGACUUUACCACCAAAAUGAUCAUACACAAUGUAACGCGACAAUAUGACGAGGCGAUCGUCAAAUGCGAAGUGGUCAAUGCCGUUGGCAAGAGCGAGGAAACCGAAACACUCGACAUCAGCUAUGGUCCCGUGUUUCGACAACGACCCGCCAGCAAGGAGGCGGACUUGGGCGCCACUGUAACGAUGCGCUGUGAAGUGGCCGGAAAUCCUGCGCCGAAGAUCGAAUGGAUCAGCGAGAACUCCGAUCGGGUUGUGGGAAACUCACCGGAACUGAAGAUCAAGGUGAGCAGCAAUACGGCGGGACGUUACUUCUGUAAGGCGACGGUCGAGGGUUUUUCCGAGAUCGGUGCCGAGGCCACGAUCUAUGUGAAACGUGCACCGAUCAUCACCUCACAAAAGGUGCAAUUCGGUGCCGUUGGCUCGCGGGCAAAGAUCGAUUGUCUGGCCUUUAGCAUACCGAAGGCAGAGCAUAUCCUCUGGUCCUUUGAGGGGAAGUUGAUUAACAUGAGCAGCGCCGAUCCGGAUAUCUACAUAUUCGAGGAGCAUCAUCUGCCCGAGGGCGUGCGUGCUGCACUGAUCAUCAAGGAGAGCCGAUCGACGCAUUAUGGCAAAUACAAUUGCACCGUACUGAAUUCGUAUGGCGGUGAUUCGCUGAUGAUUACACUUGUUCCCGAACCGGGCAGCAUACCCGUUGUCCUCGUCGUCUUGGGAUCGAUCUCAACGGUGGCCAUUGUGCUGCUGAUCGUGAUGAUUGUGAUCGUGUAUGGCAAGCGACGCAGUCGCAAGAAGCCAAUGCCAGCCGAUGUUAUACCGGAGGCAUCGCGUGGCGGCGAUAAGCUCAACGAACUGAAGAGCGAACUGCGCUCCAAGGCCUACGAUGUGGAGUACUCCGAGGCGGGCAACGAUGGCCUCGCCAUCAAUCUCACCCAGACGCCAAUGCCGGAUGUGCAAAUGAAGGGCGCCACCUUGGGUGUUCCACUCGCUGGUCCCGUUAAGUUCGACGAACGCUUCUCGGGCGAUUAUGGCGAGCGUUACAAUCGCCAGUGUCACAUCAAGAAUCUGAAGAAUCAACAGGAGCAGGCCUACAAGGAGAGCACCACCAAUGGCUAUGCGCCGUACUUUGAAUACGCUCUCGACUACAGUCCGCCCACCGACAGUGGCAAGCCGAAAGCCGGCGGCGUCGGUGUCGGCGGUGGCGGUGGCGGUGGCAUCAACUCAGCCACCUUGCCCCACUAUGCAGCCAAUGUGGCAACCUCAGCGGCUGGCGGCGGUGGUGUUGUCACAUCGACCACCAUGGGCGGAAGUGGGGCCAGCUUGCCACGCAAUCAGCGUCACGAGCUGCACCAGCAGCAGCCACAGACAUCGCAGGCCAACGGAUUUCUGGGUCAACCGCUGUUGCAGAACGGCAUCGAUAGUCGCUUUAGCGCCAUCUACGGCAAUCCGUAUCUACGCACAAAUUCAUCCAUUUUGCCACCGCUACCGCCGCCGAGCACCGCCAAUCCAGCGGCCACGCCCGCCCCACCGCCCUACCAUGCUGCCCGGCAUGCCAACAGCAACGGGGGCCUGAAGCACUUCAUUGGCAGCGGCUACGGGGCGAGUGCCAGCCUCAGCAUGGGUUCUGCAACCGGAACCGGAGUCGGCGGUGGAGUUGGAGUUGGAGUCGGUGGCGGAGUUGGAGCUGGGAGCAGUGCGAGUGGCGGACCUGGCAGCGUCAGUGGCAGCAGCUCCAAUUUGACGGCGAGCAGUAAUACGCUGGCGGCCACGCCUCUCACACAGCCCUCGCUCUGCGGUGGCCCCUUAGGAGGCGUGGGCGUGGCUGGGUCACAGCAGAGUGCACAAAGUCCCUCCGGGCAGUUCAUACUGCCCACCAAUGGCAAGGGCGUUACACAAAAGGGGCCGCUGGCCACGCAUGUUUAAGCGAGUAGCGGAGCCGGAACUGGAACUGGAACUCGAGACGGAGCCGGAACCGGAACCGGAACUGCAAUUGGAGCUCGCAUUAGCCGAGUGUAGCGCAUAUUUAUUCGAUCUGUAUUUGUAUUUGUAAUGUCUAGACUCUAGACUCCCCCUAGGAAACUAAGCGCAGUUCUAAUGUGUGUGUAAUAUUUUUUUUUUGUUUUUUUUUCGAACAUAAUUCGAUCAUAUAUAAAAAAAACCGUAUUGUGAUUUAUAGCGUUAAUUAUUUUAUGGCAAACUCAAGCAAAGAAAACAUUUAACAAGAAAAUGCAACAAAAAAAAAGAAACGAAAAAAAAAACAAAUCGAAUGAAAACGAAUAUGAAAAUGAAAAGAGAAAAACAGAAAAAAAAAAAAACAGUCAGUAAGGCAAAUAUAUAUAUAUAUAUAUAUAGUGCAAAUUUUAAGAUCGAUGAGAUUAUCGAUUGAACAAAUGAAAUGAAAUCUAUAUCAAUUAUCGAAAACGUAUCGAAAUGCGAAACUUGAAAAGUUCAUUUUAACCGCGAGUUGAAAGCAAAACCACAAAACAUUGCAAACUAUUCACAAAACAAAAACGAAAAACAAAUUAUAAUAUGAAAAAAAAAUAAAUAAAUAAAUGAACAUAAAUAAUAAUAUUGCCUGUAGUUAGUUCCAAAGUAAAACGCAGCAGCAUCCGCAACAUUUUCUAAGCCAAAAUUUAUUACAUUUUUAGACUUACAAAACGGACUAAAAUACAUGCUAGAAAAUACUUCAAAACGACUGCGGCAAAAGCCGUUGUUAUUAUUACAAUUUGGUCAAGUUACGGCACUGUAUAAAAUGAACUAGUUCCAAGUCAAAUAUAAUCCAACACAAAAAAAAUAAGAAUCUUGUAAGGAUCUAAAUUAAUUAUUUCACUGCCCAAUAUCUUUAUUUUUUUUCUUUAUGUUUACGUAUAUUAUCCGAUUGUUAUACAAUUUUCGACAAAAAGGUCUCUUAACUACCACCCAAAUUCAUUACAGGGUAUACAGUGUAUCAGCUUGACCGAAUUGCGAUAGCACAGCGUCAAUGUGAAACCAUUUCAAUUUUAGCCACUAAGACAUAAAACCUAAAAUAAAUUAUGUAUUUAUAUGUAAAUUACAAAUUGAUAUAUUACAUAUCUAUAUACGUAUAUAUAUCAUAAUGUAUAUGGAUCGUAUAUAUAUAUAGCGCAUUUGUGUAUGUAGGCCAGAUGGUUUAACGCUUAACUUAAUUUACUAAAUAGCUGUAAAAGAAAAGUAAUGAAAUAUUUAAUCGUAAUUCGAUAUACAUACGAGUAUAAGUAGUACAUAAAAAAGAAAACAAAAUUAUAUAUAUAUAUAUACAUAUAUAUCUACAUAAAAGCAAGUGUAAUACACUGCAAUUUUUUUUUCUGCAUAGUAAAAAUACACAAAAAAGUAAAAUUAGAAUAAGAAUUUAAACAUUUUAAACAUAAUCUAGAAACCGAAAUGAAAACAAAACAGCUUAGCGAAAUUUGUAAAACAUAU